Anopheles moucheti is the source of this 3113-nucleotide messenger RNA. RefSeq names its product sodium/potassium/calcium exchanger 5 (gene zyd). The coding region runs from base 102 to 1739 and encodes 545 amino acids. Gene Ontology annotation, cellular component: membrane. Gene Ontology annotation, molecular function: calcium channel activity; calcium, potassium:sodium antiporter activity. NCBI's taxonomy places the organism in Eukaryota, Metazoa, Arthropoda, Insecta, Diptera, Culicidae. The transcript has 7 exons. Gene Ontology annotation, biological process: calcium ion transmembrane transport; intracellular calcium ion homeostasis. The record is from RefSeq and is a predicted model, not a curated record.
UGUUACAUGCAAUCGCUAGUUUAUAUUUAUUUGUAGCUUUGGCCGUAGUUUGUGAUAAGUAUUUUGUACCUGCCGUUGAAAAGAUUUGUCAAGCGCUAAACAUGUCCAACGAUGUAGCGGGGGCCACAUUCAUGGCAGCGGCCACCUCCGCUCCCGAGCUGUUCGUCAACGUGAUCGGCACGUUUAUCACCGAAGGUGACAUUGGCGUAGGCACCAUCGUGGGCUCUGCCGUCUUCAAUAUCCUGGCUGUGGCCGCCUGCUGUGGGAUCGGCGCCGGAAUGGUAGUGCCACUGGAUUGGUGGCCGCUGACGAGAGACUGCCUGGCCUACGGUAUCACGGUAGCCAUUUUGAUUUGCAUUAUCCAUGACGAACGGGUCGAGUGGUACGAGGCACUGAUAUUGGUGCUGCUCUACAUUGUGUACAUUGCAGUAAUGUACUAUGAUAAAUCGUUUCAAAAGUGUGCAAGAGGUGGUCUGAAGCACGCCCGAAAGCGAAGAUCCCAUGACACCUCCAGCAGCCUUAAGUCAGAGUCCAGCCGUACGCAAGAGGCAAUUGAGGCGCGCACUCCGCUGCGCAUUGGACACUUUCAGCAGAACGGAAACUUGAAGAAUGUGGCCCAUAUCGAUGCACCCGCGGAAUUGACGUCACCAGCCCCGACCGGCACCGGGAUGGACGUUGAAAUGCAAAUUAAGCCAUUCGCAUCGAUCGACUUGCGUGUGCCGGAGACGGCAAUGGCAACCGCAACGACGGAUCUCGAAACGAACAAGACAAGCGCCAGUACAUCCAUUGACCCGUCGUCGGCGGAGGGUGAUGAGAGUGUUCCCGAGCGACCACCGCCACCGCCCAGCCCUGCCACACCGCCGGUGCAAGACCCGGACAAGGGUAGUGGUGCCGAGCAGAAAGAAAUGACGGCGGGUUCCUUGCCGCUGAAGGAAUGGAGCGGUGAGAAUGGACACGGAACGACGGGCCCGGUGGCGGAGGCAGUUGUUAGAGCACUCGAAAGUGGCACUAGCGUCGGUGGCGGAACCGCCGAUGCUAAUGGCGACGGUGCUAAUCCGGAUGGGGCGAGUGUGGCGGGUGAGGACGAGGACGAGUUUAAGCUUCUGAAAUAUCCGCUUGGCAAGAGCGCGUUCAGGCAGUUCUCCUGGAUCAUUACUUGGCCAAUCCAUCUGUUGUUUAUGUUCACCAUACCGAACUGCGAGACGCCGCGCUUCCGGAAUUGGUUCCCGCUGACAUUCAUCAUGUGCAUAGUGUGGAUCGGAUCGCUAUCGUACGUCGUUGCAUGGAUGAUAACGAUUAUUGGUGAUACGCUCAAGAUACCGGACUCCGUAAUGGGCAUCACGUUUUUGGCUGCGGGAACGAGCGUGCCCGAAGCUGUCUCCAGCGUAAUAGUAGCAAAGCAGGGUCACGGUUCAAUGGGUAUCAGCAACUCGAUCGGUUCGAACACGUUCGAUAUACUGCUCUGUCUCGGACUGCCGUGGUUCAUCAAGGCAGCAUUUUCACCGAUCGAACCGGGCCACCAUUGGGUUGGUAUCAACUCGGCUGGGCUGGAGUAUUCGGCCAUCUCGCUGCUAUCGACGCUGCUGAUGCUGUACAUCGCGUUCUCGCUGAACAAGUUCAAGCUGGAUCGACGGGUCGGUAACGCGUGCCUUAUCAUGUACGCCGUGUUCCUCAUUCUGGCCAGCCUGAUCGAGCUGAACGUGUUCUUCCGCGUCAAUCUGCCGACCUGCGGACGGUGAGCCGGCGUAGUAGCACGGGCGAACGGGUGUGUGUACGGUUGUUCUAGCGCAGUUCUGUCUGCAGAAACAAUCCGGGUGUCGUAGGAUAUUGAAUUAAGGCAAAAGCAAAAGGAACCUGGUGUCAAUCGGAUUCGCAAACAGGUUCGGUAACAAGGGGAUACCUAAGCCCUAUCAAAUGUUCUCCUCACACACAGUGAAGGAGAAUGCGUAUCGUGCCUUCGUUCACAGCUCCAAUGCGGGGUAGUCUUGCAAGGGAUGAUUAUUUGCAUGAUUUGAAAGCGUAUGCUGGCGGUAAGAAGACCAAUUUGAAUGUUUUGACCAUGUCUCUCUGGAUGCUGGAUGCUAGUGUUUGCUCUCUAGUUAAGCUCUUAAUAGCCGUAUUUUCUUUACUGCAAUACCACAUUUUUGGAACGAUUUUGGAGAUUACUCACGAUAAAUGGAUGUUUGCAACUGACAGCACCAAACCUGUCUACCAUAUCUUUCUUGCAUCUAGAUUAAUGUUUCUUAAAGUCGCAUUCUGCGUCGAUCACUCGAGCAUUCCGCUGUUGUACGACGAAACAACUUAAUCGGAACGUUAAGCCGUCGGUUUGUUGUUAGUUUGUAAAAGAGUGUUGCCUUCGAAAACGUGAGUUAAGAAAUCCGACAUAUUAAAACGUAGAAUCUAGACGAGAGCGAGAAGGUAUGUGAGAACUACGAAAGGAUAAAUGUUUUGUAAAUUUAAGGAUAUAGGUAAGCACCCAUUCUGGGCAAAUACAUUGGCAUUUCGAAACAUCCGAACUGUGGGUGCUUUGCAAGAACCGCAAAAGAAGAGCACGUAGAAAUUGUUCCGUAGAUACAACCAGCUACCGUUUAAUAGUUUGGCCAGCGACACAGCACCAGCAGCGGUUUCGUGAGCUUUUCCCCAUUCUAAAACCCACCAUCUUCCUUCUUCACCGAAACCGUUGGAGAGAGUUUGGACGAAAUGUACUGCACGUGUAGCACGUCACGUAGGUGUUAGCACUAGAGCUCCUCGACAUCCCCCAAGCAGUUGUGCAAGCUAGUGGAACGUUAAUUGUGCAUCCCGCGUGAGCCUUACGGAAGCGCGAUUUCAAGUUGAUCUGUUGUAAAUAUUAUACCUCCAUCACCGGAACGCCCUCCAUGAAAUCUCCCCCCAACUGCCGGAGAUAACUCUGUCGAUCUGUCGCGCUCUUUCCCGUUUAAUUGUACGAUCUCUUAAGAAGAGACAAAUGCGCGUGUAUCAAAACAAAAAAAGGACAACACAAUAUUAAAACAACAAACAAACAAACAAAAAAACAAUCAACACAGAUUGUGAGUGUGUGUGUUUCAAAAACUAGUAGUGAAUUAUGCAUAUACAGAAAUACAUGUUACGUUCCU